UUGAAGUUGUGGUGGUGGAAAAAGUAUGUUCUUGGGCACAAACAAUUGCGUGUGGCACCAGGUCAGCACGGGCAUGUUCAUGCCCCAUGCCGUGGAAAGAAGAAAAACAGCGUUCUCAUCCAGAAUGCUGAAACAACCUUCAAAUACAACCUACUCCAGCACAUGUUUUCACACUUCAACAACAACUCUCUUCUCUCAACCCAUUGACCCCAAAAAACUUAUUAUAACAAACAUUUCAUCCUCCAAUUCUCACGAACCAUUCAUCAAAAAUUCAGAAACAAAAAUGGGUUUGUUGGAUCUAGAGAAGCACUUCGCCUUCUACGGCGCCUACCACAGCAACCCCAUCAACGUGGCCAUCCACAUCCUCUUUGUUUGGCCCAUCCUUUUCACCGCCCAAAUCAUCCUCUACUUCACCCCCACCCUUCUCUCCCUAGGGUUCCUUCCCCCAGUGCUGGUUCUCAAUUGGGGCUUCUUCGCCACCGUUUUCUACGCCCUCUUCUACAUGGCCUUGGAUAUAAAGGCUGGUUCUUUCACUGCUUUUCUCACUUUCUUCUGCUGGGUCGCUUCUAGUUUUGUCGCCAAUACCCUCGGCUAUUCGCUCGCCUGGAAGGUUGUUUUGGCUGCUCAGGUAUUUUGUUGGACUGGACAGUUUAUUGGUCAUGGUGUGUUUGAGAAACGUGCACCAGCUCUCUUGGACAACCUUACCCAAGCUUUUCUGAUGGCUCCUUUUUUCGUGGUGCUUGAGGUUCUCCAAUCUAGUAUUGGAUAUGAACCAUAUCCAGGAUUCAAGACCAGGGUGAAGACAAGGAUAGAUUCUGAUAUCAAACAAUGGCAAGAUAAGAAACAAAAGAAGCAUUCGUAGAUUGAACACUUAGUUUACAACUUUGGAGUUAUCGACCACCUCAUAGAAACAAAAGGAAAUUGGUUAUAUCAUACCUACACACUCAAAAAAAAAAAAGUUUAUGAUGAAAGCAUUGUGUCAAUUAUCUGUCCGGUGUUAGAAGAAGCGUUGCUUAGAGUUUUUGAACAUUUUUCUUCUUGUGAAUACAUUAUUCUUCGGUUAUUGUUACAAAGUUGUCAUCAAUAAUAUACUCAUCUCAUUUUCACUUGUGCUA
Molecule: messenger RNA, 1115 nt
Organism: Vigna unguiculata (cowpea)
Lineage: Eukaryota; Viridiplantae; Streptophyta; Magnoliopsida; Fabales; Fabaceae
Product: ER membrane protein, putative (DUF962)
Biological process (GO): sphingoid catabolic process
Cellular component (GO): endoplasmic reticulum
Source: RefSeq, a predicted model, not a curated record